AUGCUGCAGGCCCCGACGCUGCAGGUCCCCACGCUGCAGGUCCCUAUCCUGCAGGUCCCUAUCCUGCAGGCCCCCACGCUGCAGGCCCCUAUCCUGCAGGUCCCUAUCCUGCAGGUCCCUAUCCUGCAGGUCCCUAUCCUGCAGGUCCCUAUCCUGCAGGCCCCUAUCCUGCAGGUCCCAACACUGCAGGCCCCUAUCCUGCAGGCCCCUAUCCUGCAGGUCCCGAUGCUGCAGGUCCCUAUCCUGCAGGUCCCGAUGCUGCAGGCCCCUAUCCUGCAGGUCCCCACGCUGCAGGCCCCUAUCCUGCAGGCCCCCACGCUGCAGGCCCCUAUCCUGCAGGCCCCUAUCCUGCAGGUCCCAACACUGCAGGCCCCUAUCCUGCAGGCCCCUAUCCUGCAGGUCCCAACACUGCAGGCCCCUAUCCUGCAGGUCCCUAUCCUGCAGGCCCCUAUCCUGCAGGUCCCCACGCUGCAGGCCCCUAUCCUGCAGGUCCCUAUCCUGCAGGUCCCUAUACUGCAGGCCCCCACGCUACAGGCCCCUAUCCUGCAGGUCCCAACACUGCAGGCCCCCACGCUACAGGCCCCUAUCCUGCAGGUCCCAACACUGCAGGCCCGUCCGAGGGCGCUGACGGCUAGGGCUUCCCGUCCCAGGCAUCAUCCAGUAUCCGCGGCCUUCAGCUCACCUGCCGGUGGGAGGCGGCGGCUUUGA
This is a messenger RNA of Myotis myotis, 708 nucleotides long. RefSeq names its product repetitive proline-rich cell wall protein 1-like. The record is from RefSeq and is a predicted model, not a curated record. Lineage: Eukaryota; Metazoa; Chordata; Mammalia; Chiroptera; Vespertilionidae. Bases 1 to 708 code for a protein of 235 amino acids. The transcript is spliced from 2 exons.